This is a messenger RNA of Chrysemys picta bellii (western painted turtle), 944 nucleotides long. Lineage: Eukaryota; Metazoa; Chordata; Testudines; Emydidae. The record is from RefSeq and is a predicted model, not a curated record.
GCUGUAUGCCUUAGGGAGCUCUGUCUUUAUGUGUCUUGUGGAGCAGGGACAUCUUUACCGUAUGUCUUUAACAGCACCUAGCAAAUAAAUAACACAACAGUAGAGGGGACAGGGACACAAGUGUGGAACCUCCCUGCCGACGGGAGGGAUGUUGCUAAUGCACAAGGCAAGAGUGUAAAUUGUGUGUGGGCACUGCCACCCAGUCACCCUGUGGUUUCCUUGGGGGAUCUUUCACAUUCUGCAGCAGUGUUUGAACCGAGAGAGAAAGAGCUGGGAUUCGGACUGUCAAACAUUUACCCAAUCGAAAGGUGGUUGGGAGGAAAUUUACAUUUGGCAACAAGUCUCGGCGCCUUACUGGAAAAGCGCAGAAGAAGUAGCAGUGCUUUGUAACUCAGCCAACACUGAAAACGAAGCAACGCCUCAGGGACAGCACGAGGAGACAAGGCUUACCAGAAACUAAAGAAAUGGAGAAUGGGACCGAUCCCGUCUGCAUUGCAAAUGAGGCUCCGUUCUCUCACAAAAUUAUCGGAAGCCUUGAUCUAACAGGUAUAUUUCUCUUUGCCAUCUUGACUCUAAUGACACUAAUAGCCGACCUGGUGUUUGUAGAGGAAGUGUUCUAUAUCUACAAGAAAACCCCCUCCUCUAAAAGGACAAUUUUGAUUUGGAUAAAUGCAGCAGCUCCGGUGAUAGCUACUACAUCAUGCACUGGGAUGUGGAUUCCUCGCUCAACAAUGUUUACAGAUUUCACUGCAGCAGUCAGCUGCAAAUUUUUCAAGCCUCCCUCCUCCGUCCCAAAGGCUAUCUCAGAUAAGGCGGCGUAGAAAGAGGACGCAAGACGACAUGUUCACGGAAAUAAUGGAAUGCACCCACAAUGAAAGAGCUCAUUUGAAUGAGUGGAAGGACGCUGUAUCUAAAUUUAGGAAAGAUGCCAGUGAACGUGAGGU